Molecule: messenger RNA, 1086 nt
Organism: Penicillium daleae
Lineage: Eukaryota; Fungi; Ascomycota; Eurotiomycetes; Eurotiales; Aspergillaceae
Product: Zn(II)2Cys6 transcription factor domain-containing protein
Exons: 4
Coding region: 1-1086 (361 amino acids)
Biological process (GO): regulation of transcription by RNA polymerase II
Molecular function (GO): DNA-binding transcription activator activity, RNA polymerase II-specific; zinc ion binding
Source: RefSeq, a predicted model, not a curated record
AUGCCCCGUCGCUGUCACACUAAAUCUCGAAAAGGAUGCAUCCAGUGUAAAGAAAGACACGUCAAGUGUGAUGAGCAACGACCAACUUGCAGCCUUUGCAUAAAGCGGGAGCUAACGUGCAUCUAUGUAACUCCUCCGCCCAGGCGAAAACAUCCUGUAGAUCUCCCCGAAGACGGAAAAGCAAAGUCUACAUCUGGCACGUCGAGUCCUCCCCCCGUCUCGCGGCUACCUAGGCUCGAGGAAAUGAGGUUAUUCCACCAUGUGUUUAUGGUGACCAGUCUCAGUUUCGUCAAGGACGAAGUUGACCGCGAGUUUUGGCAGUCGGUGGUUCCUCGGAUUGCGACGGGUCAUGACUAUGUCAUGGACGGAUCGUUAGCGGUUGCUGCGCUGCAUUUGGCGUCUUUGGAGCCUGAUCAUUCAUCUCACUGGCUUGAGACGGCUUUGACUUACCAGAACUCCGCGAUAACCGGGUUGAGUCAGCACUUAGCGACUAGCAAGCAGAAUUAUGAGGCGUUGUUCAGCUGCUCCAUAUUCAAUCUGAUUUUUGUGACCGCAUAUCCAGGCAUCUAUGGCGAUGGGAAUCCUGUUGACCCGCUGAGUGAGAUUUUGACGAUGCGGUCAUUCUUGAGCGGUACUGCCUUUCUGUUCUUGCAGAUAUAUCACGGCGAGGAGAGGACUGCUAUUGAUCCUUGGGAUCCAAAGAUGAUUGAGCUGCAUAAGACAACCUUGGAGAAACUCCAUUCAUUACGCAUUACUAUCGACACACUGCAAAAUCCCCACCAAGAGAUCUACCGAAGUACUCAUGAUCUACUCCUGAAGGCCAUUGAAGGCUGGCCCACCGAGGAUAGCAUAUCGUGGCCUAUCGAGAUUGGCGAUCCCUUUUUGGACCUGGUCAAACAAGGCCACUGGAUGGCUCGUAUCAUGCUUCUGUUUCACGGGUUGGGCAUGCAUCUCAUGUCACGGAAGUGGUUUGCAAGGGGCUCGGGACGGAGGCUGGUCUUGGGUAUUCUGCAACCGCUUGAGGGCAAAAUCCCCCCUGAAUGGGUGGACAUGACUCGGUGGAUCAGGGAAGCAGUGGAUAUUUGA